AUGAUCUUCUGGAGUAGAUGCCGGUUGAAUUUUGAGUCAGAGCGAGCCGAUCGCGCCGAUAUGGAGCUCAAUAUUCGCGGGAAGAACGCUGUGCUUGCUCGUAGUCGUUGGAGAAACUGCAAGACGACUCGAGCGCUGAUGGUCGUUGGUGAUAUGCCGCAGAAUUGUGCAUCUGAAGGAAAGUACAGCAGUGAGGGUGGGGCUAAGACUCGAUAUGGAUGGAAAAGUGGGUCGUCACAUGAAGAUUAA
Molecule: messenger RNA, 249 nt
Organism: Pseudocercospora fijiensis CIRAD86
Lineage: Eukaryota; Fungi; Ascomycota; Dothideomycetes; Mycosphaerellales; Mycosphaerellaceae
Exons: 3
Coding region: 1-249 (82 amino acids)
Source: RefSeq, a predicted model, not a curated record